Molecule: messenger RNA, 3010 nt
Organism: Hemiscyllium ocellatum (epaulette shark)
Lineage: Eukaryota; Metazoa; Chordata; Chondrichthyes; Orectolobiformes; Hemiscylliidae
Product: coiled-coil domain-containing protein 91-like
Exons: 13
Coding region: 663-2018 (451 amino acids)
Biological process (GO): Golgi to lysosome transport
Cellular component (GO): trans-Golgi network
Source: RefSeq, a predicted model, not a curated record
UGGAAUAUGGCUCGAAUAUAGUAAACUCAUCUGAAGCGUUAAGCUUUGCUGUCCCACGAUUCCUCAGUUACGUUGUGUAGCCUGUCCACCCACUUCUGAAGUGUAAACCUGCUCUCAAUGUUUGUUUUUCUGAUUUACGAAAAGUUUCCAAAUCGGCAGCCAAAUGAAUCUCAAGAUCCUGGAGCUGAAACGUGAAUUCUGUCUCUUUUUCCACAAAUGCUGAAUGAAAUGCUGAGUAUUUCCAGCGUUUUCUGCUUCUUUUAUCAUUUCAGAUUUCUAGAAUAUUGGAAUUACAUUGAAUUCUGAAAACGCGAUCGAGUCUGAUGCCUGUACGGCCCUUGGUGUUUUUUUGAAAGUAGCUGAAGGGGGCAGUAUUACAAACUCUGGAAUUUUUCGGCAACAUUUUUUUUUCCGAAUCGAAGAGUAAGAUUCGUUUGUCUCCUUUCGUUUGGUGUAAUUUUCUGGUCACCGACGCUAGAAGUAAACCAGGCAGCUGCUUUUCCCGAACAGAGCAGGCCACGUGUCUCACUGCACGCACCGCGUUGGCUGCGAACGCUUCCGGCUGGGAGGCCGCGAGCUCGGAACCGUCGUAACGGCCAGCGCGAGGCUCGCGAGCACGGGGCAGGUACAGGGGCCGCAGGUAGCUAGGGUGUACAGUGAAGAUGGAUGAUGAUGAGUUUGGAGGAUUUGAGGCAGCGGAGAGCUUUGAAGAUGGUGAAAUGGGACCACAGUCAGUCUCACCAGCCAUCCCCUGGGCAGCAUUUUCUACAGGACAGGCAGUGGAACUGGCUCAAAGUUCUUCAGAUAUCCUUGACCACCAGACUGCACAAUCUGUUGGAAGCUGCUCUGCAGAAGCUGUCUCUCUACCAGAAGAUGUGUCAAACUAUGCCUUGAGAGCUGAAUCAGGAGAAAAUGCCUUUAUAGAACAAGCAACGUUAAUGGAAAAGAGCAAACAUGUUCAGCAAAUGCCCCAAUCAUCACUGGUCAUUGUACCUGCAUCAACAAGCUUACCUGAGAAAAGAGAUCCUGUGGGUGUUCUUGCACGUCAUAUGGUGCCUGUAGAAGUAGACAAUGUGGAAGCAUGUUACAAAGAAACAUCAGAAACGAUUGAAGCAAAGCUUUCUACUGCAGAAGAGAAGGAGUUCGGAAUAAAAGAGGAAAUGUUUGAGACGUAUUCAAAGUUAGAGGAACAUCUGCAAGAAAAAGAAACAGAGCAAAUUUCAUAUGAAGACUGCUACAAUCAGAUUCAGGGUAAACACAAACAAGAGCUGGAAGACUUGAGGAAAGCUGGUCAUGAUGCCCUAAGCAUUAUCAUUGAAGAAUUUAAGGCAUUAACAAAGUCUGCUGUGCAGCAGGAGCAAGAAGCAAGCAGAAUACAUCUUCAGUCAGCCACAGAGAGACAACUGCAGAAAUGUGAAGAAUUGCUCAACACACAGCAUGAGCAACUGCUUGACCUACUGGAGGAAGAAAAAUUUGCAUUACAAAAUAAGAUAAAAGAAGCUUUGGAGGAACAAGCAAAACAGCAUAAGAAUACUCUUGAAAGAUGUAUUGCAGAAGAAAGACUACGAAGCACUGAGGCAAUGGGAGAAGUUGUAAAGGCAGAAAAGGAAAUCAUUAUGGAGGCUGUUUUGAAAGCUGUGCAAGAAGAGAGGGAAAGGAUGGAAAAAAUCCAGCUGGAAAAAAGAGAACUAUGGGAAAUUGAGCGUUGUAAGGACCAAGAAAAAUUUGAACAGGCUAUCCAAGCAGCAUUCCAAGAAGAAAGGGAAAAAAACCAGGAGGCUAUAAGAGAAGCUGUAAACCAAGAAAGAAAAAGAACUGAGAAAGCUGUAACAGAGGCAAUUCAAAAAGCAAGGGAGGAUACAAUUAAAUACAUCAAAGAGCAAAAAAGGCUUGACCAAGUGGCUCGUCAGCGUAACUUAGCCAGUUUGGAACUGUUUCUGUCGUGUGCGCAGCGACAGUUAUCUGCUCUAUUGGAAGAUAUACCAGUAGCUAUAGAACAAGAUAGCGAGCAACCUUAAGUAGAUCAAACACAUGAAGCAAGUCAAACAAACACAGCAAUGCAAUAAACCUGACACUUUGUUUCUGUAUUUUUGGACAUGCUAUUCCCUAUUGUGCAUGCCAGUUUAAAAAUGUUUCUUUUUUUAACUAACUAUUUUAUGGACUGUCUCAGACUAUUUCAUCUGUACACAAGAAAAAGACACACAUGCACAGCACAUGAUCAUUGAACACUACUUAAUAAAGGAAGUAAUGUUUAAAGUGUACAAACACUAGCACAAAAGAUACCAACCCUAAACACACAUAUAGAUUGUAUAAUAUUAGCUUUAUGAGCACUGUAAUAUGAGACUUAUAAACAUGAGGUUUGUACAGUUUCUGUAAUUGAUUGCAAUUGUUACCAGGUGUAUAUUUCUUCACCAUAGAUGUAAUUUACACCUGAUUGAGAGAUAUUAAAUUACAAGAACCUGAAUCUGUUCUUGAGAAAGUUUUGUGUAUCUGCUGAGAAAAAUCUUUUGUGGUUAUAUUAAAAGAAACUUUUUUUAUGUUGGCUCUUCAAUAUUUCGAUUUUUGUAAGCUUGUAAUCUACCUAGGAACACCCUUCUAAUUGCUUAGUUCUUCACUUAAAUUCAAAUUUAAAUCCAGCACUGCAAUGUACAAAACUUCUAUUUUAUUUCGAUGAAAUGACCAAACAGGCAGUGCUAGAAAAGUGAAAUGAUUGUGCUAUAUUGUGUGAUGAUAAUGGCGAUGAAACUGUCCACAUUCACUACCAUUGUUGCAUCGAAACUGGAAGAAAUCUCAGGUGUCCACACCUGCAGAAAAAUGUGAAAAUCCACAGGUUAAUGCCAUUAAGUGCACAUAGGAUAUAAAUAUUGUCUCAAAGUGAAGCCUCCAAUGCAAUCAUGGUAAAAACUUACACUUCUGCAUGGUUAAUCUUGGUACAAAAUUCAUGGAAAUGUUGGAUCUUACUGAAUGGGGUUUAACCAUGUUUUAAAUUUCAGACUAAUUGCUAAGCCUU